Molecule: messenger RNA, 1113 nt
Organism: Dentiscutata erythropus
Lineage: Eukaryota; Fungi; Glomeromycota; Glomeromycetes; Diversisporales; Gigasporaceae
Source: the annotation of a GenBank genome assembly
AUGACACUUCCUACACUUCCAGACGAACUUAAAUUUAUCAAUGGUUUCCUUCAAAGAGCUCAAGAGUUAAGAAGUAGAGAGCCUGUUAUAGCUUAUUAUUGCAAUUUUUAUUCUGUAAAACUCGCUCUCGAAAGAGGAACAAAGAGUAAAGAAAGUAAAGCGUUUCUUGCUAGAUUGCUGGACGUCCUUGAAGAGGAAAAAAAAGCGCUUCAUGACAAUGAGGCUGCCGUGAACAAUGUUGUUGGUGAAGCGUAUGUGGAGAAUUUCGGGUUGAAAGUUUUCUUAAAUGCGGAUAACGAAGACAGGGCGGGAAAAGCUACAAAAAAAACUGCCAAAAACUUCUUGGCGGCUGCUGUCUUUUUAGAACUUCUCAAAGUAUUUGGACCACUUAACUCAGAAAUCGAAGAAAAAAUCAGAUAUGCAAAAUGGAAGGCGAAUGAUAUAGUCAAAGCGUUGAAAGAAGGACAAGUUCCGACACCUGGUCCUCCUGGGGGUGAACCUGCUUUACAACAGCCACCAAGAGAGGACUACGUUAAUCCAUCUGACAACUUCCCUAGUAUUGACCAAUUCCCUUCGGCACCUCUAAUGGUUGAAGAAUCAUUUCCUAGUAACCCUCCUCCACUUCCCCCACCAAUACCUGGGUACACCAGUGACACCUUACCUCCUUCAUCAUUUCCUAGUAAUCCUCCUCCUCCUCCUCCACUUCCCCCAUCAAUACCUGGGUACACCAGUGACACCUUACCUCCUUCAUCAUUUCCUAGUAAUCCUCCUCCUCCUCCUCUUCCACUUCCCCCAUCAAUACCUGGCGACAUUCGUCAUCAACCUCCUUCCUCAUUCCCCAGUAACCCUCCUCCACGUCCUCAAAAUUAUGUCCAGCCUUAUAGCUCUCCAACUUACCAACCAACGACACCGAGCUCAUUGCCUACCAGUCCACAGCAUGUUCGUCCUUACACUCAACUCGCACAUCAUUUCACUGAAAUUGAUCCUAAUAUCGUAGCUACUGCUCAGAAACAUUGUAAAUGGGCUAUUAGUGCGCUAAAUUACAACGAUAUUCCAACUGCUGUCGAAAAUAUGCACAAGGCAUUGGCAAUGUUGGAGCCUUAUAACCACUAA